AUGGACGCAACGUCGCCCUUCAUCCGCACGCACCUCUACCGACGCGUCCGCAUCCGUUCCCAGCCCAGCCUCGACUUGUUCUGCUCGACCGUCGCCGCCAAGCCAGACCUUGCGGCUGCUGUCAUCGAGCUUACAAUCGACUUGAGCGCGGAGGAACGCGCCUAUCGCGAUGCAGCGCACGCCGACGAGGACGGUCCGCGCCCAAUACCUCGUUUUGUCGGAGUCCUCAAGGCCUCGGCGACGAAGCUUACGGCGAUGAGCUGCAAGCUCGUCAACUUGCGUCAGCUCGCACUCGUCGAGUGUCCAGCAGUUUUGGGCGACGCGGUCUUGCUUGACGGUCCGGAAGGCGCACUUUCUCGCCUCGAGGUGCUGAACGUGGACGCUUGGGAACCUCGCAACGGCCAGCGGAAGGGACGCAGGGAGUUCAACAAGCGGCUUGCGACCUUUCCGACGCUGCGGACCCUCCGACUUUCCGUUCGCGACACUGGACUACCCAUCGUCCCCCGUGCGGACGAAUUCAGUGCUCCGUGCAAGAGCCUACGGACCCUCGACGUUGACGCUUGGCGUCCCGAUGCUGGCGACCCUUCGUACGAUAUCGGGCGGCUUUUCCCGAACCUCCGCUCAUUCGUCGCACACCAGCUCGAGGAGUAUAAUACCGUCAUACCCAUGGUUGAAACGCUCCCAAACCAGCUCGAAGAGCUGUAUCUGUGGAGGUACCACGAGUUCUUCGGUCGUCUCAUGCCAGUCGACAUUGUUCCCCUGCUUCCCUCCUUUCCCCGCCUCCUAUAUCUGCACCUCUCCCAAGGCACCUUCACGCCCGAUUCUCUCCUCCGAUACCUUCGCGCCGCGCCUCAGCUACGACAGCUCAGCUUCGGAUGCGCCUCCGACAUUUCCGACGCCACUCUCCUUGCCAUCGUUUCCCUGCCGCAUCUCGAGUCGCUGGAGCUGGACCAUGCCCUGGGUCACCAGGGCGAGAGUCUUCUCGAGCAAUUCGAGCAACGACAGUUCCGAGACGGUGCAACUGUUGACCCCGUCUGGGAUCCGCUCGACUGGGACUGGCAGGAACCGGAGUUUCCUCCCGGCGCAACGCUCGAGGGUAUCGAAUCGGUCGUCAGCCUUGCGCAGAUCAGGGGCAUUAAGGUUCAAGGGACGGCAAUCGGAAUUCCGAGGGACUGGGAGGCAGCUUGGCGGAGGGAGCGGGUCACUGUUGUUGCCGAGCACUUCGUCACGACGGGCGACCUGUCGUGGCUCGAGCCGUCGGGAGUGAACUUGGUUGAGGUGACGCAGUAUCUUGGCGGGUCCUUGCGCUCGUUGCGGGAAAAGCACGGUGUUCCUUCUCCCCUCGCUGGCGUUGCUUCCCCCCUUGAGCAGCCUCUGUAG
Messenger RNA from Rhodotorula toruloides NP11, 1380 nucleotides. RefSeq lists its product as uncharacterized. The transcript is spliced from 2 exons. The record is from RefSeq and is a predicted model, not a curated record. Lineage: Eukaryota; Fungi; Basidiomycota; Microbotryomycetes; Sporidiobolales; Sporidiobolaceae. The coding region runs from base 1 to 1380 and encodes 459 amino acids.